AUGCUGGUCUCCUUGACUGUUGGCAAGGUAGAUGCGGGCGUCGCAGUCCUCUUAACCCAGGACAACCGCCUUAUCGAAUUUCCCUCUGUCCUGCUUCCGAACGGCAUCUCCUCCGGCAGCAUUGUUGACAUCACCGUUGCGCGCAAUCAUGCAGCCGAGACAGCCAACGCAUCCGCCUUCCAGUCUCUCCAGAAACGCAUCCUGAACACCUACGGUGUCAAGGCGCCCUCGCCCCCUAUCCUGCGCCUGCGUAACGCCACUCAGACUUCCCUUGUACUCGAAUGGGAUCCGAUCGACCUCGCGACCGCGUCCCUGAAAUCGCUUUCCCUCUAUCGCAAUGGCUCCAAGGCAGGCUCGAUACCCCGCCCCCUCGAGACGCGCAGCACCAAGAUCAGCGGCCUGGCUGUUCACCACGAGUAUACCUUCCAUCUAGUCCUACGCACAACCGCCGGCACCUACCAGUCCGAGAAGCUCACGUGCCGGACGCACAAGAUGACCGACCUGUCCGGCAUCACUGUGACCUCUGGUGUCCUCGACCCGCAACGUAAGGAGGCCCUUGGGCAUGUACUGGAUCGCAUUGGGGGCAAGAUGAUUGACUCCGUUCGCAUUGACACCACCCACUUUGUCUGUGCGGAGGGCAGGGGUCCGCUCUGGGAGAAGGCUGUGGAGAUGAACAUCCCGGUUGUCGUGCCGGAAUGGGUGGAUGCGUGCGAGUCUGAGGGAACGAUCGUCGGUGUACGUGAUUACUACCUCAAUGCAGACCCCAAGGCACGCAAGCUCGGUGUAAUCCACGGCUCUUCUCACCAACGGACCACCUCGACCAUGUCGACAUCUACGACUGCCAACCAGGGCCGGCCCGGCUCCCAGCCCCCAAUUAAUGAGGAGGAUCCAGCCGCAGCUGAACCGCCACUCACGCCGUUCCCGGGGGGUGAGACAAGCAGCCAGCCGCAAGCACUAGCCGAGGAAGUCGAAUCCGAAGUCGAGGAUGAUGCGCCUCCUCCUCCGCCUCCGAAGGACGAGUCCGAUAGUGCAGACGAACCGGUUCAGCUGAAUGGCAAUGCAGUAGCGGUACCGGGAUCAGAUGAGAAUGCCGAGGCGCUGCCUGAGGGAGACAACGAGGAUGCCAGCAAAGAGAGCACACUCCCACAGAACAUGCCCGAGGGAGACUCCGAGCACACAAGUAAUGACGAAAUCACCAAGGGCAAGGGCAAAGAAAGCGAGAGCGACUUCAAUGAAGUGCCACUCUAG
This is a messenger RNA of Penicillium canariense, 1248 nucleotides long. Its product is annotated as putative chitin biosynthesis protein (Chs5). Gene Ontology annotation, cellular component: exomer complex; trans-Golgi network. The transcript is spliced from 2 exons. Gene Ontology annotation, molecular function: protein dimerization activity. Gene Ontology annotation, biological process: Golgi to plasma membrane transport; conjugation with cellular fusion. The coding region runs from base 1 to 1248 and encodes 415 amino acids. The record is from RefSeq and is a predicted model, not a curated record. Lineage: Eukaryota; Fungi; Ascomycota; Eurotiomycetes; Eurotiales; Aspergillaceae.